Cynocephalus volans (Philippine flying lemur) is the source of this 2241-nucleotide messenger RNA. RefSeq names its product protein adenylyltransferase SelO-like. Bases 315 to 2090 code for a protein of 591 amino acids. The transcript has 19 exons. The record is from RefSeq and is a predicted model, not a curated record. Lineage: Eukaryota; Metazoa; Chordata; Mammalia; Dermoptera; Cynocephalidae.
UGGCGCGCUCGUGGACACCUACUCGGAGCCUGACUGGUCGACUCCCGGCCCGGGAGCCCGUGGGGACGGCCGGCCGCUGCGGGGAGGCGGAGGAGAAAGCGCGCGGAAGCGGCCAGGCCCGCGGGACACCGAGCGUGACCUUCCACGGGCGAGCCCUCUGUCCCCAGUCCUUCCCUGGAACUGCUGGGGGGAGCGGUCACUGCGACAGUCAUAGCAGAAAUGCACCUUUGAGGGGCCGGCUGUUAGCAGGAAGUAGCACAGUGUGCCCGACUUGCAGCCACUAAUUCUUUUGCUCUGCGGAUUUAGGCAGAACUAUGACGCGAAGGAUCGGGUUCCCGUGCUGCGGCCUAAUCCGGAGACUGCACUUGCCGCGGCUGCUUCUCUUGGGUGUGGCCUGCCACUCUGUCGUCUGCGGCUUUUUACAAUCUGUUCUUGAAGGAAGUGCCAACCUUCCGCAUCUUGCCAGUAACGGGUCAAACCACGAUCAGGACUAUUGCGAAACAGAAGCUAAAUUAGCCUCAUCUCUCGACUUUUGGACUCUCUCCUCUGCAGACCUUAUAGCUGUGUUGCCAGUUGAUCCUGUUAAAGAAAAUUAUGUUCGUAAAGUGAAAAACUGUAUUUUUUCAGUUGCCUUCCCAACUGCUUUCAAAUCAAGAGUACGUCUUGUAGCAGUUUCAAAGGAAGUUCUAGAAGAUAUUUUGGACCUUGAUUUAUCUGUCUCAGAAACAGAUGAUUUUAUCCAGCUUGUAAGUGGUGAAAAGAUAGUGUCUGGAUCCGUUCCGUUGGCUCACCGAUAUGGUGGGCAUCAGUUUGGAAUAUGGGCAGAUCAGCUUGGGGAUGGAAGAGCCCACCUUAUUGGAAUUUAUAUGAACAGGCAGGGUGAAAAGUGGGAGCUCCAAUUAAAAGGCUCAGGGAAGACUCCAUACUCCCGACAUGGUGAUGGUAGAGCUGUACUUCGAUCCUCAGUGAGAGAAUUCUUGUGUAGUGAGGCUAUGUAUUAUCUUGGAAUUCCAACUAGCAGAGCUGCAAGUCUGGUUGUAAGUGAUGAUGAAGUAUGGCGAGACCAGUUUUACAAUGGAAAUAUUAUGAAAGAACGAGGUGCAGUAGUGCUGCGUGCUGCAAAAUCAUGGUUUAGAAUUGGAUCACUGGAAAUUUUGGCUCAUUAUGGUGAACUGGAUUUACUGAGGACAUUAUUAGACUUCAUCAUACAGGAGCAUUUUCCCUCUGUAGAUGUCAAAGAACCUAAUAGAUACAUGGAUUUUUUUUCUAUUGUGGUAUCUGAGACAGCACAACUGAUUGCCUUGUGGAUGUCUGUUGGUUUUGCUCAUGGUGUUUGUAAUACUGAUAACUUCAGUUUGUUAUCCAUUACAAUUGACUAUGGUCCAUUUGGUUUUAUGGAGGCCUAUAAUCCAGAUUUUGUACCAAAUAUAUCUGAUGAUGAAAGAAGAUAUAAAAUAGGAAAUCAGGCCAAUAUUGGGAUGUUUAAUUUAAACAAGUUGUUACAAGCUCUAAACCCAUUACUGGAUUCUAGGCAAAAGCAGCUUGCUGUUCAGAUUCUUGAGGGGUACCCUGUUCUUUAUUAUACAAGAUUUAGCAAAUUGUUCAAAGCCAAAUUGGGAUUACUUGGAGAAAGGGAGGAGGAUGAUGAUUUAAUUGCAUUUCUCUUACAUCUCAUGGAAAUGACAGAAGCUGAUUUUACAAUGACGUUUCGGCAGCUCAGUGAGAUUACUCAAAGCCAGCUACUGGAGCUCAACAUUCCUCAGCAAUUCUGGGCACUGAAGACAGUUUCAAAGCACAAACUCUUUCCUGCCUGGGUGUCCCAGUACCUUUUGAGAUUGAAGAGUAACAUGAAUGACUCAGAUUCUGAAAGAAGAAGAAGAAUGACAUCUGUCAACCCUAGAUAUGUGCUGAAGAACUGGAUGGCAGAAUCUGCAGUGCAGAAAGCAGAAAGGAAUGAUUUUUCAGAGGUCCGUCUUCUCCAGGAAGUUCUUCAGCAUCCCUUCCAGAAGCAUUCUGCAGCCGAGAAGGCGGGCUACUCCGCACCUACUCCUUCUUGGGCUGAAGAUCUCAGAGUUAGUUGCUCAUCUUAAUUUGGGAAAAGCAAAUUAAGGAAUACCUCUGUCAUUGAACUCAACAUAGAAUAAUUUGUUUAAUAAAUUCUUAAUGAUCAUCCACAUUUUGAUGAAAAUCCCACAUUGGGUAAUAAUGAUUAUAUACAAAAAUGUUUUUUAGCCAAAUAAA